This is a messenger RNA of Panicum virgatum (switchgrass), 2065 nucleotides long. RefSeq lists its product as uncharacterized. The transcript is spliced from 11 exons. Lineage: Eukaryota; Viridiplantae; Streptophyta; Magnoliopsida; Poales; Poaceae. Bases 1 to 2040 code for a protein of 679 amino acids. The record is from RefSeq and is a predicted model, not a curated record.
AUGGGGUCUUCGUUUUUGAGUGUAGUUGUAGGGAUGUUUACUCCCGCACGCCCGCGCCCCCCCCCCGCACGCCACAUCUCCCGCACGCCCGCGCCCCCGCACGCCACCUGCAGUCUGUGCCCGUUCGUCUCCGCCUCCGAUCCAAUCUUGCCGCGCCCCCCGCACGCCGCCGCCGUCGAGUUCGACCUGCAGACUGCGCCCGAUCCGAUCCCCUUCCGAUCCAAUCUCGCCGCGCCCCCCGCACGCCGCCGCGGCUGCAGUCUGCGCCCGAUCCAAUCUCGCCGUGCUCCCCGCCCGCACGCCGCCGCCGCCGCUGCCGCCGCCGUCGAGUUCCGCACGCCGCCGCCGUCGAGUUCGACCGCCCCGGCUCCUGGGACAUCCGUCGUCGCCUCCCCCCGGAACCUCUACAUCACCGUAGCCGUCUCCGUCGCCGUCGCGUUCAUCCGCGCGGGCUCUGUCGCCGUCCCCGGAAUUUCUGGCCUGAGAGGAGAUAGUGACAGGGCCCUGAGUGACUUGAAUUCAAAUGACAAAAGGCUUGAAACGAACAAGAAGAUGUGUGAAGCUUAUCGGAUGAAGAAAGACGUAACCAAGGGCGCAAAAAUUACAUCAGAUUUAAAUUCCAAGGAUGGUGCUUCUGAAGAACAUGCACACAUCUCUAGCACUGUCCAGCUUCUGCCUGCUAAUGAUUUAAAUUUCAAUGAUGGUGCUGCUGAACAACAUAUAGAAUGCGUCUCGUGCACUUCGCCAACCAACAAGCAUCCCCCCACUGAUGACGAAAAUGAUGCACCCAUCACCAGCACUCCUAUCGUUGAGCAUCCCGCCGAUUCGACCCCAGUGGGCACGGUGGAGUCUAAUCUCUCUGACGCAUAUACAGAUGUACCACCAGUAAUUGACUAUACACACUUGCCCGCAUGUGCGGAUACCUCAAGUGUGAGUGUAAAGUCCCGUAAGACACGAACCUUAACAGACGAUCAACGGGCCAGAAAAAAUAAACGUCGUCGUGAAUUAUACCAUGAGAAAAACCAAUCGAAGAAGCAAAUGAAGACUGGUGCAGAACGUAAUCGAGAUUACAAGAGAAGAUUAAAAGAUUUAUGGGAAAACAAUCUACACCCGGAAUCCAUCGCCAUGGAAAAUCCUCAAUUUAUCCCUCAAAUCAUAUUGCCCACCCAGGGUCAAUCCAAAUUAACUAUCGAAGAUAUUGAAAUUGAGUUGAAUAGACCGCCGCUCUUCGUUCCAUUUCCAGAUGAUCAAGGUUUAGACAACAACGAGAUUGAAAAAACCAAUGAAUUGCCAUUUGCACGCCAACCCCGACGACAGCGUGUUCCUCUCGGGGGGAGACAAAACCAUUUAGCCCGGCGCAAUCUCUUAUUUGAAGCCACAAUUGGAAGAAAGUACUUGGGUCCCCCCGAUGAGAUCCCCGAUGUGGCGAAUGAGAUCCCUGAUGUGGUGGAUGCUCUGACACAAUCUAACGUCGUUAACACUGGAUCAACGUACCCAAAACGAGUGCAUCACGCAUAUCCAGAGACACAAGAAUCCGUUGUUGGUGCAUCAAUCGUUGAGGAUGAUGGUGAUGAUGAUGUUGUAUUUGAGGAGGACGAGGAAGAGGACGAGGGCUAUCUAUUUGCAGGACAAGAAGAAGAAGAUGAAGUCGACGUGGAAAUCAACCUUGACGAUGAAGAUAACGGUGUGCCAGAUGUGUUGGAUCCUUAUGACGUGGUCUAUGCUAAUGUUCCAUCUGAAACACAUAAGUUAGAGGCGGUGGAGAAUUGCAAGCACUGCAAUGCUAAGAAGUUUGAGUACGAAACUCCAGGGUUUUGUUGUCGUAGUGGGCAGAUACAUUUAUCCACACCCGACACACCUCCUGAGCUUAUAAGGCUGUGGACGGCUUCAGAUGCUGAUGCAAGACACAUCCGUUCUAACAUCAGAUUCUUCAACAGUCAUUUCUCAUUUACUUCGCUAUAUUGUCACCUUGAUCGCAUGACCACGAACAUGCGUAAUGGAGGUGUAUACGUUUCGUGCCCAUGGUCAAAUUUACCAUAAUGUACGUUCAUUUGGUAAAGAGGAG